Molecule: messenger RNA, 324 nt
Organism: Neodiprion fabricii
Lineage: Eukaryota; Metazoa; Arthropoda; Insecta; Hymenoptera; Diprionidae
Gene: Tfb5
Product: general transcription factor IIH subunit 5
Exons: 2
Coding region: 103-324 (73 amino acids)
Biological process (GO): nucleotide-excision repair, preincision complex assembly; transcription by RNA polymerase II; transcription initiation at RNA polymerase II promoter
Cellular component (GO): transcription factor TFIIH holo complex; transcription factor TFIIH core complex
Source: RefSeq, a predicted model, not a curated record
CACGGCCUUCUUGCCGUCCACAAUAGCAUUCUUUGACUUGAAACACCUCGCUGGUAAAGCUGUGUAAUGUUGAAUGAGCGCAAGAAAUAAACAAAAACCACAAUGGUGAAUGUUAUGAAAGGAAUUUUAGUUGAAUGCGAUGCUGCUAUGAAACAGUUUUUACUGCAUCUGGAUGAAACAUUCGCCCUAGGAAAGAAAUUCAUCAUUCAAGAUCUUGAUGAGCGUCACUUGUUCAUAUCUGCAGAUAUUUUGGAAACAUUACAAACAAAAGUUGACGACCUUAUGGAUCAGAUUUCAUUCCCUCUAGCAGAUAAGGGAUUGUAA